Lonchura striata (white-rumped munia) is the source of this 3337-nucleotide messenger RNA. Lineage: Eukaryota; Metazoa; Chordata; Aves; Passeriformes; Estrildidae. The record is from RefSeq and is a predicted model, not a curated record.
CACAAUGCCUGAUCAGGACAAAAAGUUGAAGAGCACAGAAAAAGCAGUAGAAAAAAAAGCCUCCUGGGAUCUCUAUGAGGUAUGUGAUUAUUGUGAUCUAAAAAGGUUUCAGUCUCUCUUAAGUGUUCAGUCAAGGAAUCAACAGCUUCCAGCUAUAUACAUUGAAUGUGGUCAAACCAGUGUGACAAGAACUUGGCAAAAUGUCAAAAGCAGUGAACAGAAGUCUAAUGGUCAAUGGCAAGAAUCAACAGAAGCUGUUGAGCUUGAAAAAUUCAGUGUGACCCACAAGAAUGAGAGAAAUUUUAACAAGCAUCCCAAGCGUCAGCUGUUUUAAGAUAUAUUUACAACUUUAGUUAAGGUCAGACUUGCCUGCAGACCAAGGCAAUGGGUUAGUCAAGCUCCGUCCAUCUAUUUUCUUAGAGUAUCAAUCUGCCUGAGAUUAUUAAUAAGGGCAUCAUGCUACCAGGAAAUGCUCCACAGUCUGGGUGGAAUUGAAAAUCUAGCUCGGGUAGAAUUCCUUGUAGUACCUUUGUUCAUUAUGUUGUCUGUCAGUUUAUACAUGGAAACAGCAGCAAAUCAUUGUCUUAAUUACAGAGAAGAGCAGCAUAAUGUAGACAAGUUGGUCAUGACAUAUAUUUUCCAAAAGCUUUCUGCUGUUAGAAAUCAAAGAGUGACAAGUGGAGCACAUAAAUAAACCCUAGUAAAUUUGUUAUCUGCCACAGACAGCCAUAAGUUUUUUGGUGCUCUUCUUCCCCUGACUAGCUCAGCAGAAUGUCCAGAAUGUAGAGAGAUGAUAAACGAGAUUGUUGAGAACUUGCUGGUGAUAUUACACGAACACGAUUUUCUCUCUAGCAUGUUCACAGCAGAGUUGCUAUGACUCCUUUGUGCAGAGCCAUGAAUCAAAGAGAAAAUAAUGUAUGAAGGAGUUGCAGUCAUGCUCAAUUUGCUCCAUUCUGAUCACAUCAAACUUCUAUGGAGUAUAGCUUGUAAUCUGGUACAGGUUUGUGAAGAUCCUGCGACUAGUGUGGAAAUUUGGAUCUGGGGUAGAAUCAAGCAGCUCCUUCAUAUGUUACAGGAGUAGGCUCAUCUGACCCUUAUAUCAAACUCUUCAGCUGGAAGUUUAUCUAGUGCAAAUGCAGCAGAGACAAUCCAGUAUCAUCAUUUGUUAGAUGAGCUAAGUCCUGAUGGGAUACAAGAAAAUACUUUCUCACUUAAAGCAGCUUGUUGUGCUGCAGUCACUGAACUGGUGCUCAGUGAGACUACUGCUUUCCAGACUGUACAGGCAAAUGCAAUAUAUACAAUAGCAAAGCUAAUUUUACCAGACAAAGAAAGGAAUGCUGAAAAAGCCAGUUUAUUACAGUGUUAUGUUUUCAGAGCCCUGAGAUUUCUCUUCAGUAUGGAAAGAAUCAACAUAUUUUUGAAAGGUAUUUUAACCAUAUGUUUUAUACAAGAAAUUUUGCCCUUUUCUAUAUUUUUCUGUACUGACUUGUUUGAAAUCCUUAUUGAUAUUGGACAUUAUGUGCAUGAUAUCAGAGCUCAUGAAGGGUUGGUAUCAAAGCUAAAUUUGUUAAAGGAUAUAUUGAAGCAAAUCACUGAAAGUAUUGAGAACAUGAAUAAGGCAUCCACAAAACAUGUAGGAAAUAAUGCAAUUUUAGAGCACAUUGGCAGUGGAGCUCCUGGAAGUGUAUAUAAGGUUAGAAAACAUAACAGACAAAAUCUCCUGACAAUUAAAGAAGUCAAUCUAGCAUUUGGAAAGGAAAAAAAAAAAAAAAUUUUCAUGGAGUUCAUGGAGUAGGUGCCAUUGGGAGAACACUUUCAGUCUUUGAAGGAAAACAACAAGUUUGCAGAAGACAGAACAUGGCAUAUAUUUAUCCAACUUUGCCUAGCUCUUCAUUAUUUGCAUAAAGAGAAAAGGAUUGUUCAUUGAGAUCUCACUGUGAACAAUGUCAUGUUGGGGGAUAAAGACGAAGUUACAAGAAGAUAUAAAUUAAGGCAACAGACUUGCAAAUAUGAAGUCAGUGAUGUUAAGUUGUAUCUGGCUGACUUUGUGCUUGCAAAGUGAAGGCAAGAAAACAGCAAACUUGCCUCAGUAGUGGGAACCAUCCUAUACUCACAUCCUGAAGUUGUAAAGGGUGAGCUGCAUGGAGAGAAGGCUGAUGUCUGGGCUGGAUGCAUCCUUUAACAGAUGGCCAGUCUGAGCCCACCAGUUUACAGCACCAAUAUGCCCUCCCUGGCAACUAAAAUUGUAGGGUCUGUGUGUGAACCUGUGCCAGAAGGACUGUACUCUGAAAAAGUCUCACUUACCAUUAAGAGCUGCUUGACUCCUGAUGCAGAGGCAUGUCCAGACAUAGUGCAGGUCAGCUCACUGCUGUCUGAUGUGAUGAUGCAGUACCUGGAUGUUUUAUACACCUCUCAUCUCAUGCUGGAGAAGGAACUGGAUUGGGAGAGGAGACAAACCCAGCAGUACUUCAUGGAGGCUAAUUGAAAUGCAAUAGCCUAUCACCAUCAACUUUCCAUUUUAUCACAAAAAAAUUAUGAGAAGUUAAGUCUGCAUCAUAGCAGCAGUAGAAUAGCCAGUUGUAAAAGCGAAUUUUCAGAAAAUAAUGACCUUCCAGUUGACAGCUGUUAGUCUGCACAUGGAAAAGACGAGGAAAGAAGCAAUCCUGUUUCCACAAAAAUAGAUAAAAACUCUUGCCGUACUCAGGCUAUUGUGGCUGCCAUCCAUCAGGACAUCAUUAUUUUCUCUUUUAUUUCUUCCUCUUUAUUGCCUACUGAUCUGCUUUUGAGAGUACCUUCACUCAGCCACAGGUCCCAUACUAAGAAAAUCAAGUAUUUAUUCAUGAUGAGAUGCCAGUUUCAUAGUCUACCAGUCAUAGCUCUUUGCAAUAUGAAAUAUCAUAGCUCGGCAGGAAUUGCUGUAUCACAAAGGAAGGUGUGUCAGAUCAGUGAUCCUGUUCAGCAGAUUCUUGUUCAGCUGCACAAAAUUAUCUUCAGCACUCAACUUCCUCCAGUUUUGCAAUGCAACUUGAAAAGGAGAAUCAGUGAGAGAUUCACAAUCCUUUUCAGUCAGCAAAAAAAUCCUUGUAAAAUGAAAUCAGAAAUCAAAACCACCAUUCAAGAUGCUGAUGAAUUGAUUGAACCCAAUAUAUUCACAGCGGAUUGGCAUGGGGUACAUCUUUCUUCAGGUGGAAAUAUGUUGCUUCCAGAUGACAUAAAAGGCAUUUUUGAUGCUUCUGGCAUUGCAGAAGGGAUGACAUAUGAACAGUUGCAGACUCUAACUGAGGAGGUUCUAGAGGAAAGUUGUUAUUAUAGUUUCUCUUCUUACAGGUCAGUCUAG